Messenger RNA from Phyllopteryx taeniolatus (common seadragon), 3346 nucleotides. It is a transcript of the gene gpr39, whose product is annotated as G protein-coupled receptor 39. Gene Ontology annotation, biological process: G protein-coupled receptor signaling pathway. Gene Ontology annotation, molecular function: G protein-coupled receptor activity. The record is from RefSeq and is a predicted model, not a curated record. The transcript has 2 exons. NCBI's taxonomy places the organism in Eukaryota, Metazoa, Chordata, Actinopteri, Syngnathiformes, Syngnathidae. Gene Ontology annotation, cellular component: membrane. Bases 967 to 2211 code for a protein of 414 amino acids.
GAAAUAAUUUUCUUGGACAGAAGGAAAUACCCGAUACUGGAGAAGGACAUGUUGAGGGCUCUUUUUGGGGCUCCCUGGAAAAAAUACGUUUCCGGUGUUUGGGAUUUUACGGUGGAACCUUUGGGUCCUGGUUCUAAUCACAGCGACUGCACCCAGGAGCUGAUAAGACACAAUCGAUAUGAGCAAAAUCCAAGCCAGCAUGGGAGAGGAAAGAGCUGACAGAAAGGACUGGAUGCAACUGGAACUCAACCGCAAUGUCAAGAGCUUCCAGACGGUCUUGUCUGGACAUCUUGGGUAAUUCCGUCAGUCAAGAUCUCCUGACUGUGAGGCACUGACAACAUUUUCCACUGUGCUGCUUUAUAAAAAAAAAAAAAACAUCUGCAGCUGGGGGUUAGUUGGAGCCUAUCCCUGCAUACUUUUGGCGAGAGAACGUUGGACUUGUCAACGGUCAAUUGCAAGACCUCCAUCCAUCCAUUUCUCACCUUCACAUUCAGACCCAUGGACAAUUUUGAGUCUUCACUUUUGCCAAAGAAAACACACACAACCAUUCACAUGGACAUUUACACCAAUUGGCACUUUAGUCUUCAGUAAACUGAAGCUGACGUUUGGGUGAGAGAAGUGGAGCAUACCCUUCGAGUGCUCAUCAGUAAACCGGCCAAACCUUGGACUGUUGCCAGUCAAUCGCAGUGGAACAUAUAGACACACAAUUAUUCAAUUAUUCACACUGACAUUCACACUUACGGACAAUUCAGUCUUCAAUUACCUAAGCUGACUUUUGGCGAUCAAGUGAGUACACCCUUGACUGGUUGAAAACCAAUCACAGGGAAUUGGACGUCUUGUUGGUCUCCUUUUGGACUCCCUCGAGACACUCUUUAAUCCAGUGAGAACUCCUUAGAACCUGUUUGUCCUGGUUCUGCAACUCGACGCUAAUAAAAGACAAUCAAUCAGAGCAAACUCCACAGCAACAUGGAAAACGAGAUACUGGAUGAGAAAGAUUGGAGGCAGUUGGAACCCAACUACGGCGUGAAAGUAUUCCUGACAAUCUUAUACAGCCUCAUCCUGGUGACGGGCAUCGUGGGGAACUCCGCCACCAUCCGGGCCACGCAGGUUCUCCGGCGUAAUGGCUAUCUUCAGCGUAAUGUGACGGACCACAUAGUAAGCCUGGCGUGUUCGGACCUUCUGGUUCUGCUGGUGGGAUUGCCCGUGGAACUCUAUAGCACCAUCUGGUUUCCGUUCACCUCUGCGUCCGGGGGAGACGCUGCUUGCAAGGUGUACAACUUCAUCUUCGAGGCGUGCAGUUAUGCUACCAUUUUAAACGUAGCCACGCUUAGCUUUGAGCGUUACGUGGCCAUCUGCCACCCAUUCCAAUUCAGAACCCUAGGCGGACGUCGGACGUCGGGAUUGCUUACCUUGGCCUGGCUGGUGUCGGUUCUGGUGGCGCUGCCGCUGCUGGUGGCCACGGGGACCCAGGGCCACAUACCCAUCUCAGCGGACGGGCCGGUCCAGGACUUGACCUUCUGCACCAAUCUGAGGGAGCGCUGGCUGAUGUACCGAGUCAGCAUUUUUGUAGCAUUCGUGGUCUACAUGGUGGUUUUGGCCGGCGUGGCCUUCAUGUGUCGGGCUAUGAUCCUGGUCCUGAAGAAGUCUGUGGGAUCUUCAGACAGAGGCAGCGACGGAAAUCACAGAACCACAAAGCAUGAAAGUACAAAGAUGAAGAUGGCCAAGAAGCAGACCAUCAUUUUUCUAUGCCUCAUCGUGGGCUCGUUGCUGGUGUGUUGGUUUCCCAAUCAGAUCCGCCGCCUCAUGAUGGCCAGCGUGCCCAAGUCCCGCUGGACGACGGCGUACUUCCGCAACUACCUCAGCCUCCACCCGGUUGCCGACACCUUUUUCUACUUCAGCUCGGCCCUCAACCCCCUCCUGUACAACGUGUCCUCCCGCCAGUUCCGCCAGGUUUUCACCCAAGUGCUGCGCUGCCGCCUGACCAUCCAGCACGUCAACAAGCGAACCGUGCCGAGCUCCCGCGCCCGAUCCGUUCGCUCGCUGCGGCCCCUGUUGUUCGAAUCCCUACGCCGAGGCAAGAGGCGCCAGACCAGUCUGGCCAAAGAGGAGACAACCCAGAAGCAAAGUGACUCAGGAGUAGAUGCGGAUCCUAAAAACGAAGAGUUAGAGCCCACAACACAGACAGUCGUUCUAUCAGGAAUGGAACCAUAAUCUGUCAAACUCCUGCACAAAUCUUUAUUCACUCAGACUAUUUACUAGUGGUAACAUGACGUGUUGACGCUACAAUAUACUGUUGGUCAGUCAUUCCCAACCACUGCAGGUGGUGCAUUUCUGUGCUGCAAGAAAUUAUCAGAAUAAUUAUUAUAAAUUUCACUUCAUUAUGAUUUAUUUACAGAAAAUUAUGAUUUAUUUACGAGAAAUAAUCUUUGUUCAUCUAAUUAUUACAGUGAUUUAUAGUGACUGGCAGAACAAUUAAAUGAUCUUCCACUAGAUGGGAGAUGGUACAAUUAUUCUACCUGUUGCCAUUCAUUCACAGAGUAAGUAAUAGCUUUAUGGUCAACUGAACAGGCCCAGAGUUCACACUGAGCAAGUUUGUUUGAGAUCAUCAUUAUUUCUGUACAUAAACACUUUUUUGUGACAUCUUUUGAUUGGUGGUGUGCUGUGAGAUACAUAUAUAAUUAUAAUUUUGUUUUAACCUUUCCUGUUUUGCAACAUGGCCAUGCAGAAUGGUGGAUCGGUAUGCCUUUUGUGCUAGAACAGUUUUGCUGUGCAACAGGGGAGUUUGGAAUACUCCCUCUGCUUAUUUUAUUUAAUUUUUUUUAAAUUGUUCUGUUUAUUGAAAAUGCAGCUCGACAGAAAAGGGUUUUACGGGAAAGACAGAGGGACAGAACUGACAAGGGGAAUAGAGGUGCAAACCACAGGAGAACAAUAAUUAGAGAGUCUAGAUAUUUGAACACAAGUAAUGUUACAACAGUCAAAUUGUGGACGGGGUGGGGGUGGGGGAGACACACCCAGUGAGGACCUGCAACAAAUAACCAAAAGAACAAGAUGAGAGAGGACAGAAAAGGGCAGGACAGGUCAGGACGUGGGAAAUGAGCAAGGCAGUGCUACUGAUGAGUAGUGUGGUGGAAUGCUUUUACUUUGUCUAAACACCUGCAAGAAUCUGUGAGUUGAUACAAUAUUUUAACAUACCCUGUGUCAUUAUUAGUGAGCCAUUGAAGCCUAUUGCGUGUCUAUGGAACUUAUUAGUGAAUAUCACAUGCAUGUUAAUCAACUGGUGUACGGAGUUGCUGAGUCUAUCUGUUUUUGUUGUUGUUAAAAAUAAAUACAGUACAUCAAGACCUGA